AUGCCUUCCGAAGUUUCCGACAUUAAGCAGUUCAUCGAGAUCUGCAGGCGCAAGGAUGCCAAGUCCGCCUGCAUAAAGAAGAACAAGAAGGUCAACAACAUCAAGUUCAAGGUCCGAUGCUCAACCAACCUGUACACCCUUGUCCUUAAGGACACCGACAAGGCCGAGAAGCUCAAGCAGAGUCUGCCCCCGGGUCUUACCAUCUCCGACGUUGGCAAGAAGAACCCCAAGGGCAAGCGCACCGCAUAA
Bipolaris oryzae ATCC 44560 is the source of this 249-nucleotide messenger RNA. RefSeq lists its product as uncharacterized. Bases 1 to 249 code for a protein of 82 amino acids. Lineage: Eukaryota; Fungi; Ascomycota; Dothideomycetes; Pleosporales; Pleosporaceae. The record is from RefSeq and is a predicted model, not a curated record. Gene Ontology annotation, molecular function: structural constituent of ribosome. Gene Ontology annotation, cellular component: ribosome; cytosolic large ribosomal subunit. The transcript is spliced from 3 exons. Gene Ontology annotation, biological process: translation; protein-RNA complex assembly.